AUGAUGAUGAUGAAAAGCUUCAUGUUUCAGCAGCAGCAGCAACAAGAUCAAGAAAACAUGUCCAACCUCACAACUUCAGCUUCAGGAGAAGCAAGUGUCUCCUCUGGAGGAAGAGUGGAUCAAAACAAUUACCACCCACCUCCAGAAAUCCCACCAUCCAAUCAGCCACCUCCCAAGAAGAAGAGAAACAUGCCAGGCAACCCAGACCCAGAUUCCGAAGUGAUAUCUCUGUCCCCCAAGACCUUGAUGGCAACAAACCGGUUCCUAUGCGAGAUCUGCAACAAAGGGUUUCAGAGGGACCAGAAUUUGCAGCUCCACAGGCGAGGCCACAACCUGCCUUGGAAGCUGAAGCAGAGGCCCAAGAAUGAGGUUGUGAAGAAGAAAGUGUACGUGUGCCCCGAGCCGAGCUGCGUCCACCACGACCCCUCGAGGGCGCUGGGGGAUCUGACGGGGAUCAAGAAGCAUUUCAGCAGGAAGCACGGGGAGAAGAAGUGGAAGUGCGACAAGUGCUCGAAGAAGUACGCGGUUCAGUCGGAUUGGAAGGCUCAUUCCAAGACCUGUGGCACUAGGGAGUACCGAUGUGACUGUGGCACCCUCUUCUCAAGGAGGGACAGUUUCAUAACCCACAGAGCAUUCUGUGAUGCAUUAGCAGAAGAAAGUGCAAGAGCCAUCCCUACCGCUACAGCAACCACAAACCCACAAAUGAUUCUUCCUUCUACACCUUCUUCUUCUUCCCAUCUCCAGACAAUCCCACAAUUCAACCACCAAGGAAACAACAACAACAACAAUAAUUUCCUCCAUUACCCAUUUUCUUCUUCCUCUUCCCAGUCACUGAAAAAGGAGGAUGGCAGCGGCAGCAAUAAUAAUCAUCACAUGAUGGACAAUAAUGGUAAUUUCGGCCUCCUGCUCAACAAUGGCAGCAACAGCGGUAGCAGAGAGCUGCCACCAUGGCUAGCCAGCUGCCCGCCUGCAGGCCUACGAGCUGCUGCAUCAGGAGUAGGCCCGGGCCCACUCCACCCUCAUCAUCAUAAUCUCUCGUCAUCUUCUCCCUCCUCAUCAUCCAUUUUGUCCAGUAAUCCAGCAAACCCUAGCCAGCUGGGCCCGGCCUUACCCAACUUCCACCCCGCGUCCGGCCCACACAUGUCAGCCACCGCGCUGCUCCAGAAGGCCGCCCAGAUGGGCGCUACCACCGCCACCACGGCCGGUUCCAAACCGGCCGGCCUGAUGCUGGCCGGUCCGACCUACCCAGACCACCACGUGCCCAACAACAACAAUGCCGGUUUUGGUUUCGCGUCGUCCGUGUCACGUGACGACGUGGGGACCACCAACAACAAUGCAGGCGGUGGCGGUGGAGGAGGAGGAGGGUUGUUUCAGGAGAUGAUGAACUACUCGUUGUCGUCGGCGGCGGCGGCGGGUGGGGCGGGCUUUGACGACGACGACGGGGCGAUGGCUUCGUUUGAGGAUGCGUUUGGCGGUGGUGGCGGAGGGAAGGCGGCAGCGGCGGGUGGUGACGGUGGAGGAGGAGGAGGAGGUGGGAUGACGAGGGAUUUCUUGGGGCUGAGGCCAUUGACGCACAGUGAUUUGCUGAGCUUGGCUGGUUUUGGAAACUGCAUGAACAACGAUAAUGCUGCUGAGCAGCAACAGCAACAGCAGAGACAUAGUAGCAGCAGUAGUACUCAUCAUAGUCACGAGUCUCAAAAACAACCUUGGCAAGGUAAUUAA
Messenger RNA from Linum trigynum, 1722 nucleotides. Lineage: Eukaryota; Viridiplantae; Streptophyta; Magnoliopsida; Malpighiales; Linaceae. The record is from the annotation of a GenBank genome assembly.